AUAAUUUUCCAGUUUCUAAGGACCUAUUUAUAUAUUUUAGGUUUUUUUGUUACUGUAAUACAGUAAUUUUGGUUUGUUGAUAGAAAUGUCUGACUAUGAUGAUAAAGACUCAUCUUCUGAUGUAGAUGAUGAAGAUUAUAUUCCUGAUAAACUUGAUGCAGAUGAUGAUGAUGAUGACCAUCAUGUAAAAGUAGACUCUCAUGAUGAUUCUGAUCAUGCGGUUUCCAAAGAUGAGGUGGAUAAAAUUUGGAAUACUUUCAAAGCUGAUGUAUCUAAAAUAGCACCAGUACACCAGGGUAAAGAUUCUAAUUCAGUUAAAAGCACUCAGUCGAUUGAUAAUGUUCAAUCAUCUGAAGUUUCUGAGCAAAAGUCAACGAAUGGCACAACUUCACUUAUUGGAAAUGAUAAAACGAAAGAAACAAUAACUGUAACAAAAGUUUAUGAUUUUGCUGGGGAAGAUGUGAAAAUAACAAAGGUGGUUGAUAAAAAAUCAAAAGAAGGACAGAGUCACUUGAAAACAAGAACUAUGGGAGCAUCAACUAGCUUGCCUUUAACAACCAAGCGCAAGGGUGGAUUACAAGGUAUUUUAGGUAAAAUGGAGAAAAGACCAAAACUCAGUACUCUUGAAAAGUCUAAAUUAGACUGGCAAAAUUAUAAAGAUGAAGAAGGUAUCGAAGAUGAAUUGAAAAUUUAUAAUAAAGGGAAAGAUGGUUAUGUCGAGAAACAAUUGUUUCUUGAAAGAACAGAUUUUCGACAAUUUGAAAAAGAACGAGAUAUCAGAUUAGGAAAAAUGAGUAGAAGAUGAAGCUUCUGUGUAAGAAAAACAUUUUUAAUGUGAAUCGUCUUAUGGGGUUUUCUGGGCAAAUAACUUUGAUAAAUGAUGGUGAAUCAAACAACAUAUUUAAAUGGCAUUUUGUCAAUAUCUCACAAAACAUGACUGUCGGCGGUCGUGUUGUGCCAAGGCAUGAAAAGGUCCUGGCGAUUAAGAACAAUAUUUUCAGGAAUUCAAUCUCUGUUUUCCAGAUGUUUAUUGGUAUUACAUCUUGAUUCUUUUUUCAUUCAUUUAUUAUUUGAUAUGGGAAUGUAUUGGUCUAGGCUAGGGGUUCUCAAACUUUUUGCGUCAGGGAGCCCGUGAAGAUGUUGACUAUUAUUUACUGAGCCCCACAAUGAAUUUAUAAAAAUAGAAACAAAAAAACACAUUGGUAUUUACAGAUUAAUGUUCCUGAUUCUGAGUAAAUUAAAAUUACCUUAUUCAAUGACUCGGAUAUGUUUUCUGCUUUGUAUUAAAAAUAUCAUGGAGCCCUGUGGCUUCGUCUGGAGCAAUUGGAGAACCUAUGAUCUAGGGCAGUGUUUCCCAACCUAUGGGUCGCGACCCAAAAGUAGAAAAAGUCGUCUGAAAAUCAUUUUGGGUCGCUUGUUUUUUCAACAAAAACUUGAAAAGUUACUAAUUUUAUAUUUCACUGUUUAUUAUUGAAGUUUUGCUCAAUAGUUAUACAUAUGGGAAGUAUCACUGCUAAAAACUUGGCAGCGUCUAUUUUUCUUAUAGCAACGCCACAAUUUCAAAAACUUGCUGAUGGAAAACAAGCUUUCUCAUUUUGAAGUGAUUUCUGGGAAAAUAACUGUAAAAUGAUAGUUUUAUAUUUAUAAUUUAAUUUUACGGCCAUAAAAGCACUACAUGGUGUUUAGUAUUUGAGCAUAUCCUUAGGGAUCGCGAGACUUACCGGUAAUAACAAAAUUUAAAAACACUUUUUAAAAACAUUGGGUCACCUGAAAAAAAGGUUGGGAACCACUAAUCUAGGGCAUAGGAUUGAAAUCAGGCUUUUGUUGAAACAAUAUUAUAGGAGUAAAGUGUUUUGUUCCACCAUGCUAUGCCUCUGCAAAGAGUAUGUCAUGUUAAUUGUAUUUCAAAUUUUGAUUGGGCUGUAAUAUAGACAUUGUUGCGCAGUUGUUCGUUCAUACAUUUUUAGCACCUGUAACUUUCCUUUAACUGUUUAAAACUCGGAAUUUUGCUAUCCCCUGCCAGAUUUUAUUUGUCGAUUAAAUAUUACUUGCGAUGCAA
This is a messenger RNA of Styela clava, 2059 nucleotides long. RefSeq names its product craniofacial development protein 1-like. Lineage: Eukaryota; Metazoa; Chordata; Ascidiacea; Stolidobranchia; Styelidae. Gene Ontology annotation, cellular component: Swr1 complex. The record is from RefSeq and is a predicted model, not a curated record.